This is a messenger RNA of Drosophila arizonae, 1042 nucleotides long. RefSeq lists its product as uncharacterized. The record is from RefSeq and is a predicted model, not a curated record. NCBI's taxonomy places the organism in Eukaryota, Metazoa, Arthropoda, Insecta, Diptera, Drosophilidae.
CAGCCGCACAGUUGAUUGCGAGUUUUCGAGCGAGUCGGAGCGUCCGAUGCAGCAGUAGCUCUCACAGCAAUUUACAGUUGCAUCCAGCAAAGUCUUUGGCUGUCGGCCGUUGAUUCUCGCUGCAUCUUUUGCACGUCUGUGUGUGUGUGUGUCUUUUUUUUUACUACUAUUUUUUUGUGGUUUUCAAUUCGCAAGUGCAGUGUUUGUGUGAGCAGAGUCGCAAUGCCGUUCCCCAUUCAUCCACCGAAGCAAAUGCCUUGCCCGCACUGGCAGCACUUUCCCAUCAGUCCCGUGGACAGCAAGCCGUCGCCGUUUGGCAGCAGCAACGGCGGCGGUAGCGGCGGCGGCGGCCAGAAGAGCAACUCGUCCAUGACAGCUGAGAAGCCACCGGAGCCGGUGUCCUAUCGCUACUGUGUCCAAUGCAGGGCAGCUGGCAAGGAUGUGGGCGGCAUCGACGAGGAUUGAGGGCCAUUUGUCCAUGCAUAUCUUCUUCACACACUGGCAAUGCCACGGACAACAGCAGCACCAUCCUACCAACCAAGCAACCACCCACCCACCCAACCACUCAUUCAGCACGCUCACCAGACACACAAAAAGAACCGAACCACAACCAAAUCAAAUCAAUUCACAUCGAGGCACAUCACUCCAACCUCAAGUGCUCCAACGCUAUGAGAAUGGAGCGCACAAUCUCGAGUGGGCCAGCGAUGAGUGCAAACCCCACCAUGAUUAUGAUCACUUCCAAGUUUUUGUUUUUGUUUCUAAGACUUUGUUGUUUAUAAGAAUUUCACAUUGUGUUGCCGACUGCUUGUCGUAUCUUUUGCAUUUUAUUUCACGUGCCAAUCAUAGGAACACUCCAUACAGUCAUACAGUCAUACAUAUACACACAUAUGUACAUAUACUAUGUAAUUUGUAUACAUAUACAUACAUCUAUAUCUAUAUUUUUGAAACAUUCAAAAUGCCUAAGCUAAGAUUUUGCUACGAAACUUAUUUUUUAGACUUCAGACUAUAUUUGGUAUAAAAAAAAUAAAAUAAAAUAAAAACA